This is a messenger RNA of Lathyrus sativus (Indian pea), 330 nucleotides long. The record is from the annotation of a GenBank genome assembly. NCBI's taxonomy places the organism in Eukaryota, Viridiplantae, Streptophyta, Magnoliopsida, Fabales, Fabaceae.
AUGAGCAAAAGAAAGAGUCGAGGUUCGGAAUUGAGUCCUCCAUCACCAGAAAGUGGCAAAUCAUCAUCACCGGAUUUACCGGAGUUAUUUUCGUCGUCUUCAUCCUCGUCUUCAAAAUCAUAUUCAUCAAAAAUGAUUGUUCCUGAGGUAACUUCAAUGGCGACUAAACAAGAAGAUAAUGAGAAGGAGUAUGCAAAGGCAGUUACAAAAGAGAUGGUUCUUGUUGGUUGUCCUAAAUGCUACAUGUAUGUUAUGUCAUCAGAGGAUGAACCUCAGUGUCCCAAGUGUAAGACAACUGUAUUUCUUGAUCUUUUUGGAGAUGAAGAUUAA